Messenger RNA from Phycodurus eques (leafy seadragon), 3115 nucleotides. RefSeq names its product glucagon receptor b (gene gcgrb). The transcript has 14 exons. Lineage: Eukaryota; Metazoa; Chordata; Actinopteri; Syngnathiformes; Syngnathidae. Gene Ontology annotation, molecular function: peptide hormone binding; glucagon receptor activity; gastric inhibitory peptide receptor activity. Gene Ontology annotation, biological process: cell surface receptor signaling pathway; adenylate cyclase-activating G protein-coupled receptor signaling pathway. Gene Ontology annotation, cellular component: plasma membrane. Bases 527 to 2122 code for a protein of 531 amino acids. The record is from RefSeq and is a predicted model, not a curated record.
AGGACGCACUGCAUGCUCUGCAACAAUAGCGAGACUUCAUUCACACAAAAGUCAUUUCUAGACACUACGAAAAAGCGUAGAAGAGUUAAUUUAUUAACAACACAGGUCAGUCAUUUCAGUUUCCUUUUUCCAUUCUUUCCUUCUUUCUUAUUUUAUUUCCUGAUUUCUUGAGUUCUUGAGUUCUUUCUCUCUCUUUCUCUCCCUUUUUCUUUCUUUGUGUCUUUCUUUCUUCUCUCGCUUUCUUUCUUUCUUUUCUCGCUUUCUCUCUUUCUUUCGUUUUCUUUCUUCUUUCCUUUCUUUCUUCCUUUCUCUUCUGCUGCACUCGGUGACGACGUGUCCUGGUUGCGCGCUUCGGACUGCGCCCGGAUUGUGAUGGACCUCCGGAGGUGUGCGCGUCCCCGGGGUGCCAGAAGACAUCUGCAAGCUUAGGCCACACAGUGACUUCAGUCCAGGAGCCCCUCAUGUGUGGGGCUUCCUCCUCUGUGUGCUCGUCCCCACUUCCCCUCAUCCUCCCAUCUUCAGUGGGAUGUCCCAGGUGUGUCUCCUCUUGGCCUUGCUCAUGCUCUGCAGCUGCACAAAGGUGUCUUCCACCACAUCCCUGGAGCGUUUGAAGAAGCAGUGGAGCAGCUACAAGAACCAGUGUUUAGACUUCCUGAACUCCGCACCCCCCACAACAGGGGCGGUUUGUAACAGAACCUUUGACCAGUUUGCCUGCUGGCCUGAUGGAAUCCCUGGAACCACAGUCAAUGUCUCUUGCCCUUGGUUCUUGCCAUGGCAUUAUAAAGUCCAACAGGGUGUGGUCUACAGAUUCUGCGGCCAAGAUGGUAGCUGGGCCCAGAAGAAUACCAGUGAAUGUGAGGAUGAGCCUGGCCAGCAGCAAUAUGGCCGCAUCCUCAGUAAGUUUCGGAUCAUGUAUACGGUGGGAUACUCUCUGUCUCUGGGAGCUCUUCUACUGGCUCUGGGAAUCCUCAUCAGCUUCCGGAAGCUGCACUGCAUGAGGAACAACAUCCACAUGAACUUGUUUGCUUCCUUCAUCCUGAGAGCCGUGUCCAUUCUGGUCAAAGAUGCCCUGUUGGCCCACACCCUGAACCCCAGGAGCAGUGGUGAAACUCGGGCUCAAACAUGGGUCAACAUACCGGCUGUGAUUUGGUGUCGGGGCGCCAUGGUGAUGAUGCAGUACACCGUGAUGGCCAACAACUAUUGGCUGUUGGUGGAAGGCAUCUACCUGCACAGCCUGCUCAUCGUCAAUGUGUUCAGUGAGAAGAAGUACUUUUAUAUUUACAUGGCCAUCGGUUGGGGUGCACCACUUGUAUUUGUUUCCCCCUGGAUCGCAGUGAAGUACCUCUAUGAGAAUGAGGAGUGCUGGGAGAGAAAUGUAAACAUGGGAUACUGGUGGAUAAUCCGUUUCCCAAUUUUGGUUGCUUACUUGAUAAAUUUUUUCAUUUUCAUACGUAUCAUCAAAAUUUUGAUGUCUAAACUCAGAGCUCAUCAGAUGAGAUACACAGACUACAAAUUCAGAUUAGCAAAGUCGACACUGACUCUAAUCCCUCUGCUGGGGAUUCACGCUCUUCUCUUCACCUUUGUCAUCGACGAGUCCGUACCAAAAGGUUCCAUGCUGCGCCUGAUACGGCUCUUCUGUGACCUCCUGUUCAACUCAUUCCAGGGGCUGCUUGUUGCCAUCUUGUACUGCUUUGUCAACAAAGAGGUGCAGUCAGAGAUUCUAAAAAAGUGGAAGCGGUGGAAGCUGGGUCAGGACAUUGGCGAGGAGUACCGCCACACCCACAGCCAGACGCCACACAUCAAAAGCGGCAGCAUCGGCACAGGAAACCUGCCUGAUCUCCAUGACAACAACACCAGUGACCCCAUUGGGGGAUCACCGGGGGGUACACCGGAACACAAAAAAAAUGACAGAGGCUCAUCCAGCUCCACCGCACCUGAGGAAACCCGCCAGUUGGUUGUAUCCCACAGCAAGGGGAUCGGGAAAGUCAACACACACACCUUUCACCUCUCAUUCUUGUCACAGCGAGCCGCCACUAGCCACGCCAACACCGCCUCAGAGGACGUGUGUCUGGAAGAGAGGGCGCACUCUUACCCAAUGGAAGGAGAAGAAACUGUUGUCUGAGUCCUCCGUCAACGCGGCAAUGCUUUUAACCAGUUUAAAGGGACAUGUAAUGGUUUGAGGGGGGCUUGAGCAAAAAAAAAAAAAAAAAAAAAAGACCAGACCUGCAGAAUGAAAUCAUGACAGUAGAAUCCAACAAAGGUCAUGUGCUGUACAAUGUGAUCGUGUUCGUAACUGUGUACUUUUAAUGUUGGGAAUUAUGCUUCUGUUGUGUGCCUCUUUGUUUUAAUGGAUGCACAUUUGUGGUACUGUCCAACACGACUCGCUGACUUUCAAUGGCUUUAAAAAACAUAUAUUUUAUAAAACUGAAUGUGAACUCCAGCAUGCAUCGCUUGAAAGCAUCUUUACCUAGUGCAGUCCACAAAGUAUUCCCGCACAAUGACCACAGCAUCUAUGCCGCAUUGUUUAACCGUGUUUUUUUUUUUUUUUUUCACGUGACCAAAGCCAAAUAGUUAAAUUAUUAUGUAUGUGUAUUAGUGUCUUUAAUUAUUCCACGAACAUUCCUUUUUCCCAUGGUAUAGCUAUAUUUUGGUAAAUGUACAAUGGUGAAAUAUGGGUGGAAUAAUGUUAGACUUAAACUAUCACGAAAGAUGUAUACUAGCUACCAUAACUGGAUGUUUUGUGAAGACUUAAUUUUCACUCAAUUACCUUUUAACAAACUUGCAUUUUAAAGAGCUAAAAAACAAUGUAACACAAAUUGUUAUCUUGUGUAGCGAUAGAUUGGUGCUUUGGAUCACCAUCAUCAUGCUAUUCUGUCAUCCCUCACAUUUUGAGCUCUAUAUUUUCUAAAAAGGAUGCAUGCACGCACAUAAUUGUACGUGUAUCGUGUGUACUCAAAAGUCCUUGCACAAUGACUGUCAUUUGUAAGGGGAAGGUGAUACAUUUUGUUGCUGCUGCAUUUGCAGUUCUUUUGAAAGAAUAGCACAGUCACAGACUUGAUCUUUUUUAAUAGAUUAUUAAAUUUUCUCCUUCCGUUGAAGGAGAAUGUGCCACACA